GGAUCUUCCAAUUAUAGUGCACUUUUCACUUCCGGUGUUUUUCAACGAAGAGCAAAGAAAAAUAUACUGUAGUGCAGCCGGUUGAAUGAUGAAAUAUGGAAGCCUCUUAACUUAAUGAAAAGAACAAGUUUAGUCCAAGAAAAUGGCUUACAGUCGUCUUUCAUCUGAAGAAGAACGGAAGUGUUGCUGGGUUUGCUUUGCAACAGUGGAGGAUGACUAUGAGGCUAAGUGGGUCAAGCCUUGCCGAUGUCGAGGCACCACCAAGUGGGUCCACCAGACCUGUCUCCAGAGAUGGGUGGACGAAAAACAGAAAGGGAACAGCUCAGCGGAGGUGUGCUGCCCCCAGUGUGGGACCCGCUACAUCAUUGUGUUCCCAGAGUUUGGUCCAAUUUUGAAAGUAGUGGACUCAGUAGAUAAAAUGAUCCAACACGCAUGUCCGUUUGGAAUGGGCCUGCUGUUCUGUGGGGGAGUGUAUUGGACGGCCUUUACCUACGGAUUUAUUGUAGUCCUACAGGUGAUGGGCACGGACGAGGGUUACACUUUUAUGGAAGAGGUGGAGAACAAGCUGCUGUUGCUGAUCAGUAUGCCCCUCAUCCCGGUCCUCCUGGUCCUUGGGAGGAUGAUUCAGUGGGAGGAUGUGGUCCUCAGGCUGUGGAGGAGACAUGCCCCACGAUUCCUCACCAAACUCAUCAACUGUGACCAGUCAGCAUUACCAAGGUUACCGGCAGACACGACACGCAUGGUCGACCCUGUGUCAGCCACCAGGAUCGUCUGCGGCGCUGUGGUUCUACCCAGCUGUGCAGUCAUGUGUGGAAAUCUUCUGUUCCGAUCUGUGGGCUCCAAUAUCCAGCGGUCCAUGAUGGGAGGAAUUGCCUUCAUCGCAUUCAAAGGAGCCAUCAAGAUCUACUACAAACAACAGCAAUACAUCCGCCAGGCACAGCGGGUCAUCAAAGACUACCAGGAGGAGGUGGUGUUCCAGACGUCUCGCAUCUCUAGCGCCAUGUGAUCGAACGCUACUGUAAGUCAAGGACAGUGUCGAGGAUGUAGGACCUUGUGGCAGACAGUGGCAAUCAUAGACACCAAACACUGAAUGAUGAGUGAACUUCUAUUGACAUCAUGUGAUGUAGUCCAAGAGUUGAAAAUAUUACACUUCAAUACAAUAUAUUGGUUAAAGAUUAAAACUGUCCAUGAACGUUAUUUUUUUUUACAGCGUUUUUAUGUGAAAUGUCGAUAUAUCUUGUUUUGUUCUUGGAACUAAAUAUCUCUGCUUAGAGCUGACUGUUUGCUGGUUUUAUUUAGAGUAAAUGGGGAUGGCUUCAUGGACUGUUAAUCUGGGGAAUUCAUUAUAUAGGGGAAAAAAAUACAUGUAAAUCGGUGAUGCUUUGGCUAGUGGCAGAUUGGUCCAAACUGUUAUGCACAGGAGAGUUGGAGGUGAUUAUUCAUAUUAUUCAUGCCAUACUUUUUGGUCGUGUAUUAAGUAAAACUCACCCCCCCCCCCCCCCCCCCUACACACACACUUUAAAAAUUAAUUUCCAUGUUAACAGGAGUUAUCUAACUUAGCUAAGAAAUUAACCAAACCAAUUUAAUUACCCAGAACAUUGGACCUUAUGCAAACAGGAACUGUACCGGUAUUUACUGUUUAAAAAUUGUACAGAAAGAACUUGGUCUUAUUUUCUCUUCCUGCCUUGCCCUAAUUAUACCCAACCAAAAAAGAGAAACCACUCUGUCUCCAUCUUUGUAUACACCUUACCAAACAAUAGCUUGCCUUUGUAUUUAAUUGUAAGUUGAUUUGUAGCUUUGAUUGAUAAAUAAGAAAAGGAAUAUCAAUUGAAGACAACAAUCUUCUGCUGGUGAUAUUUCAUUAUCAUGGGUGUGGAUUAAUUUCAUGUUUUUAUGCAUUUUGAUUAUUUAUUGAGAACUGGGCCGUAAUUGUAGUCUAGAAUUCUGUCAGAGUCCUGUUCUAUUGUAGCUCCGCAAUAUGGUGGGGGUUUUGUCCAUAUAUCACAGUGUCAAAGAAAUAAAGCACAUAUUGAGGCAGAAAUAGGCUACAGAUCAGAUAGAAUUAUUAUAUGUAUGUCUAUACACUAUACAUGGCAUUUAAAUUUCAUAUUAAUCAUCAUUGUCCCAAUCAGUACAGGGAAAUCUACAAGUGACAUUACAUCGUCAAAAGGUAUGACUCGUUGAUGCAUUUCUUAACGUGACAAGUGUUUUGUAUAUAGGUAUUCUUGAACAACACAAAACCCUGAGAAUAGCCAAAUCCCUGAUCCCUAAUGUACAGUGUGACCUUCAUUUAGAAAAAAGUUCCAAGACCUCUGUUUGAUGGGUGAAUUAAAUUUUCUUGCAACCGAUGUUAUAAAGACCUUUUCUUUCUGUUUGCAUCAUGUGAGCUGUUUAGCAAGACACAUGUCUCUUGUUUUGUAUUAUCAUUGUAUCAUUUGCCGAUGCAUUUUAAAGGUUGUUACAAUUAAAACUUUUAAAUAUU
Magallana angulata is the source of this 2482-nucleotide messenger RNA. Its product is annotated as E3 ubiquitin-protein ligase MARCHF5-like. The transcript is spliced from 6 exons. The coding region runs from base 143 to 1006 and encodes 287 amino acids. NCBI's taxonomy places the organism in Eukaryota, Metazoa, Mollusca, Bivalvia, Ostreida, Ostreidae. The record is from RefSeq and is a predicted model, not a curated record. Gene Ontology annotation, molecular function: zinc ion binding.